Molecule: messenger RNA, 1668 nt
Organism: Neltuma alba
Lineage: Eukaryota; Viridiplantae; Streptophyta; Magnoliopsida; Fabales; Fabaceae
Exons: 2
Coding region: 1-1668 (555 amino acids)
Molecular function (GO): zinc ion binding; nucleic acid binding
Source: RefSeq, a predicted model, not a curated record
AUGACUCUAACUUCUCAGGCUUAUCAACUGGAUGCAGAUCUGAAGAAAUUUAUCGAAAAGGGAUACAUUGGACCAGAGUUUACCAGGAAAGAGCAAGAACUGUCACAAAUCCGAAAGGAUUUACAAAGAAUCGAGUCAGAUAUAGCUAAAGAUCAUUCACAAACCAUCUAUGACCCUUAUCCAUCUUACCCCUCUAGUUUUCAACUCCCCACAUAUCCAGCAUCACCUCCUUCUUAUCCCAGAGAAUCUGAUUACAGCAAGAUCAGUCAUCAACAUGGAACCUCUGAACCUGAAUCUGAUUCCUCUAUUGAGUACAGUUCUAACUCUGAUCCGGAGAUAUAUCAUGCUGAUAUCUCUAAAGUAGCAAUGGUCCAGCCAGAUCCCACAGUUGAAGAUCCUAUUGAUGAAGACCCAUCUGUUCCUCAAACACCUGAGCCAAGAAGAACAGACUAUAAACCUACUACAGGUCCAUGGUUCACUUUUGAUGAUCUUCCUCCAGAAAAAUGGAGAGACAGACUCCAUGAGUUCGGAGCAUGGAUUGACCUGCAGCUUGCCAGGCAUGAUGCAACUCUUGAGGAAGUUCUUACAGAAUUUCUCUCAAGACUAACAGGAACAUUAAGAGAAUGGUAUCAAAGUCUCAGCGAUUACCAGAAGAUAGCAGCAGCCAGAGUUGAUAAUGCAGGAACUCUCCUAGGACUCAUUCAUAAGGAAUUCAUUGGUGACUUCCAGAUCAUUAACAAAAGGCAUCGCCAAGAAUACUUUGAGAUGAAAUGCUGCUCUUUAGACAAAAGAGACUUGCAGAAACAUUUCCAGAGAAUGUCUGAAAAAUACUACAUGCUUGGAGGAGCCAAUGAUGUCAAUCUCAGGCAUACUUUUAUUGCCUCUCUUCCAGAUGAAUUACAACCAGAACUUCAUAGAGCUAUCAAUGCACUCCAUAGAAACAUGGCUGACAUUUCCAUUGGAGAAAUAUAUCAGUUGGCAUUAGCAACUGUGGAUAAGCUCUGUGAACAACAGAAGUUCUUCAAAGGAAUGCUGAAAGGACAGUCAAAGCUCAGGCAUGCAUGCAAGAAACAACAUCUGAAAAUAAAGUGCAAGGAUGAUAAAGAUUGCUCUUGUUCUACCAAGAGAAAAUCUCACUAUCGUCGAUUCAGAUAUCCAAAGGGUUCUUACUCCAGGAGAAGAUCCAGAAAGCCUUUCCUGAGAUACUUCAGGAGGCGCAGACCUUACUCAAAGAAAUCUGACAGGUGCUACAUAUGCAAGAAAAAGGGGCAUUUUGCAAAAAAUUGUCCUAACAAGACAAAAAAGGAUGUCAAAAUGCUAGAACAUUUGCAGACUGUUCUCAUGAUCAAUGAAGAUGAAGAUGUAGAAUCCGUGAUCGAAGAACAAGAUGCUCAGGAUGAAGAGACACAAUAUAUUCUUCCUUACUCUGAAGAUGAGGAAACUGAUUCUGAAUCCUUUUCUCAAGAAGAUGAUAGUCCUCAAGGGUAUUUAUAUUCCCUUGAACAGCCUGUGCAUCCGUCUCUUUCCUUGGUUCCGUGGCUUCUCAGUCAGAACACAACAAAGUCACUCUUAAGCCAAAUGUCAAAAUUCAUAUCCUUCCAGGAAGAUAUGAAAAGCCAAUUCCUGUUAUUGCCUUUAUUGAUACUGGAGCAUGCAGAACCAUCAUGA